UGGGAAAUAUAAAAUUUGUUAAAUAAACAUAAUUGUGUAGUCUGUAGAGUCACCGUGUAUAAAGUUUUUAGGUGAAGAGAUUAAUUUAUUAGAAUUGCUAUGGGCUUCUCUAAAAUCCCGAACUGCCAAAUUCAGCCGGAAAUAUGGUUAAUCGUAAACCGGAAAUGGAGCCGCUGCAACUCGAUUCAUCAGCUUUUGGAUCUGGUGCAAGGCAUUUGCGUGCGUUGUCCGUGACACUGCUCGCAGUCUUAACUCAUAAUAAUCGCGAUUCGUGCGCAUCGUUCAACUGCGACGAAUUUCGCGCGUAGACUAUAUCUAGAGCCGAGGACGCGGACGAGGCUAGCGUAGUGCAUGCAAAGCAUUCUCUGCCAGUAGUACCCGGCGAAGCUCUAGGAAGCUCUCGCUUCCACCCACGUUUCGUGUUCCUAUCUUUCAUCUUCUUAUUGUGAUUCCGCAUUCGUCGGGUGAACAGCCUCCUUCCUAGUCUAGCCUAUUGCGAUUGGUGCGACGCGAGGAGAGCUGAAUUUCAAAUCUGGAGAGAGCGGCCGACCGCGACUGACUAUUACCCCUUAUUCGCCUGGCCUCCCCUCACCAGCAACUUCACUCCCUACUGGACUCUCUGUACAUGACUUUUACUACUGCACAGGGCUGUCCAAGAACAUAACAAAAUUGGGUCAAAUUUGAGUCUGAGUGUGAGGCCAGAGGGGCCUCGGAUGGCUUUUGUGGGCCGAAGGUUUGGACAUUCUGGACAGGCCUGAUCUAGCAGACUGGCCAAUGGGCCGCAAGAAGUGUUGUUUUCUCCCUUAAACGUCUGUAAUUCGUAUUAAAAGCGCAAGUGAGAAUCAGCGGGGUCAAUCAUGAAUCUUAUGUUCCGCAAGAAUUUCGCGGCCGACAAGGGUCUGGGCUCAAGCGAGCGCACGGGCAGCGGGGCUGGAGGUGGCCCGGGACUGGGCGGUGGAGGGGGCGGCGUUGGGUCAGGCGGAACUCGUUUGGGUCGAGGUGGCGCAGUUGGCGCGGGUCGUGGACCAAUCCGAAGGAGCAGAGAAUUUGGAUAUUCUCCAAUGGACAAUGACCACUCGAGCUACUCUUAUCGCACUCAUCUCUUCCUGUCGCCCCCCGCAGGUGGAAACGGUCUAGGCCCGGAUGAACCCGCAGAGAGAUUGGGUCCAGGCCCCAGGCGCAAUUCAGGACCACAUGUCAUCAAGUGGGGAGGCGGCCUAGGGGCCAAUCAAAAUAAGCGGAAGUCCAGUGCUAUCCAGAAAGACACAAAUGAACUCCCCACUCCAACUGCGUCCAGACAGGUUUCAUUUAAUGGUAACAGAACAAUGGGAACCUAUACACCAUUGGUGGUUUCCGGAAAUAGUCCACCACGUGGAGAACCGAUUUCUUUGGCUACGUUGGAAAAAGAUUGCUUCAUCAUUCCCCUUGCCGCCCUGGAAAGAUUUCUUCCUGCAGGAGUGCCGCAUGCGCCUAUCACAGAUAAAAAGAGGCCAGGAAGCCCUCUUUCUGUUUUGGAAGUGGAGGACCCGAAACAAUGUGUCCUGGCACAUUUUAUGUCACCUCUGGAACCACUGGACCCAAUUGUCGAAUCUCCUGUUUCGAAACCGCUGGUACUGCAGCGGGAUACUGCUGCAGAAUUAGUCGCCGAAAUUGCACCCUCUGCCUCGCAAAGCAUUCUGCUCACGAACAUGGAGAGAAACGCGGACUUUCCAUUCAUCACCUACUACCUAAUAAACAAACAGAACACCGACAUCUUAGAAUUUUAUCAAGAAGUUCAGUGCGCAGCUCUGAGAAAAUUUGACCCAAGAGAUCUCCGAUAUGCUGCCAAUCACAAUCUGGACUUAUUUAACGAGGUUGCCACAAUAGCUAGGCCACCACUGGAACCACCUGGAGGAAGGCCACCAAUUCCGUCCACCGGUUACAUUGUUUCCAUAUUUAAAGUGUUCGAAGGAGACGAUGGACUCAAAUUUGAACAAAACUGGCUCUAUUGGACUGGAGCCCGAAUGAUAUAUCGAUACCUGCCAAAAUCUGUGGGUCUAAGGCGCAUCACACUUCACAAAUCUAUGUCUCAGGGUGACAAAACCUACUUAUUAAUUUGCGAGUGUUCACAGCUACAAGAUAACCUUUCAGCAGCUGCAAUUUUAUUACCAGCUCUACGAGCUCGUCUCUGUGGGUACAUUGGCCUAUACAGGCCCUCUGUCUGUUUCUGAUUUUACAAAUGGUGCAAUCUUGAGAUCUUGAAACCUUUACCUAAAUCCUGUAUCGUCAACCUCAACAUCAACCUUAUUUUCAACCUUACAGGUCAAUUUUAUACUCCAGAAAAUGCGUAAGAAUCCUUCUUACAAAUCGAAAUAAGUGAAACAAUUAUUAUUGCAAUAGGUAAUCAAAUAGGCGACGAAUUUUUACAUACUCUCUACAUAAUAAUAAUUACAACAUAUCAUACAUUCGAUAAACUGUGAUAUCCCACGAUGCAUAUAUAUCACAAGUAUUCAAUUGUAAAUUCUCUAGCGGCUGUAAUUUCAAUCUAGAUAGAAAUUUUAAUGAGACUUGUGUCUUUAAACUUGAUUAAUUAUUUGGAAAUGUAGGACUUGAAGGGCACGUAAGUUUAUCGCCGAACGACUCCACUUCACCGGGUAAGGGCUUGUGAAAAUUGUACUUUACUAAUAAGGUGGGCUUUGAAUCACUAUAAACUUAUCGCAUCCAGUGAUAACCCGCGGAUGCCCACGACUUUUUUUAGAAUUACUCACAUUUGUCUGCACGUUUGGCCAGUGGAAAGGAAAACUGCAGAAAACCCAUCUUCUCGAGUACAGCCAGUUUUCCGACUGCCGAUUUAGAAUGGAGUGUACACAGUCAUCCUCGUCGUUAAACCUUCCGCUCCUAGGCGUAUGACAUGCCCUUGCAAUCCUUGUUUGUUAGAAAGGUUAUUAUUAAGUCGUUAUCAGUUUGAAAGUAGAAGUAUAAAACGUUUAAAUUUCUAAGCAAGUCUAAUCGAGAGUCGAAGUGAAUUGAUAAAACUCAGAAUUUUGACCAGAUUAAAUUAUUCAUAGAAAAACGAGAAGAAAAAAUAGACCACUUUAAAACUUCGACGCUUUUAAAAUCUACAGUGAAUGCCAAUUUAAUCUUUAUACCAGGAUCUAGAUUUCGAAGAUUCUACGAACCGCUCAGCGGUCACUCUAUAAUUUCUUAUGUCGAAUAAAUUUCUAUUAGAGUCUAUUCAAAACGAAUGAAAUAAAGAUUGUAAGUUUCUAUCCAGACCGUAGUGAUAACUAUUUUUCAUUCUAUCUAUCGACUAUAUCAGAUUUGAUCCGAGUAUUCUACGAUCAAUUUUUAGAAGCUGAUUCUCUAGAAAAAAGCGAGAGCCUUUAGAAAAGAAGAGAGAAGACAAUUAGAGAAUAAGGUAUUGAAAUCUUUUUAGAAAGAAGGAAACUAGUGUGACUUGGCAUUUUAGUACAAAAAGUUAGUAUAUAAGCUUGGAUGCCUACAGACAAUAGUUAGAAAUAUUGCGCAGGCGCAGUUUGUUACUAACAUAUGAUAGAUUUUUAUUGAAAAAUAUCCAUUUACUAACAUUUCUAGUGUGUAACAUUCACGGACCAUGGAACAAGUGCUCCACCGAAAAGAGCCUUGAAAAUGUACUGUGAUUCAUUUUCGGAAUUGUAAUUGUGAAAGAUCAAAAAAGUUUCCCAGAAUUUAGAAAACUACAAAAAUUAUUCUUAUUCAGUUUGAAAAAGGAAAGAAAAAGCGUAUUAAAAAAAGUUAAAAGUUGACAACAAAAGACUAAAAUUAGGCUGGACAAAAUCUAGCAGUUUGAUUCAAUUUAGUUUUAAAGAUUUUAAACCAAGUUUAAAACCUCUACGAUCUUUGAAAUUCAGAACACAAGUAGAUGGUUUCUAAAAUUCCAAUUCGAAUUUUUACGAUAGUCUUUUCUUCUGGAGUUCUUAGAGAAUAAAUUAACUAAAUUAAAAGCCAAUUUUAUCAAAUGUCAUUAUUAAAAUACAGGUUUAGAUUUUUUAAUUUUAAAAUUCCUGAAAAAGCAAUACAUUUGUUCAAAUUUGCAUUCCUUUGAACUGAAAAAUUAAACAUUUUCAUAAAUUCUGAAAAGGAAGAUGGAGAACUAAUAUUUUUAUUCUCAAGAGUGUAUUCUUACAUUGGAACCCUAUUUCUGAAUAUUACGAUUUGAGUUUCUUACGAUUUUUUGUUAAAAAGAUCAUUACUCCUUGUUUCCGAGAUCCCGAAAUACUGUAUAGAAACCUGAAAAAAUAAUCUAAUUAAAAUCUAUCAUUUUUAUUAUAACGCGUCUAAUUCUAUUUAUAUUAUGCAUUUUUGAAAAUGCAGCAAAAGUCUUUACAAGUCAAAUAAAAGCACAAUUUAAUUUUGGGAAAAAUAACAAAUAUUUUCCGUUUAUGUUAAAUUAAAUCAAAUCUAUCAAACUUUGCUAAAUACUUUCACACUUACACUUCUAGUGUCAAACAUAAACUGUGAUUACAUCGUUCGAAGUUUUAUCAAAUACGCAAAAAAUAAAAUAGGCGUUGAAAACAGUUGCUUCGCCUUUAUUCUUGAAUUGAAAAAAAAUACAGAAACAAACAUUUUCAAAAUCGCUUGAAAAGCAUAAAACCUCUUAAAACUCAAUUUCUGACAGCAAUUUUGUGCCAGAACUCUGGAAAUUGUAAGCUAAUUGUAGGAUUACAAUCUAAAUCUAAAGAAGAGACCUACUUUAAUCGAAGAUUUAUUAAAUCAUGUACAACGAAUGAGAAAACAAUGAUAAUAAAACAUUUCUGAGAAU
Molecule: messenger RNA, 4780 nt
Organism: Belonocnema kinseyi
Lineage: Eukaryota; Metazoa; Arthropoda; Insecta; Hymenoptera; Cynipidae
Exons: 6
Coding region: 858-2210 (450 amino acids)
Source: RefSeq, a predicted model, not a curated record